Phyllotreta striolata is the source of this 2326-nucleotide messenger RNA. Lineage: Eukaryota; Metazoa; Arthropoda; Insecta; Coleoptera; Chrysomelidae. The record is from the annotation of a GenBank genome assembly.
UCAUUGGUCAUUUUUGUACUAAAAAUAAACAAAGCCAAUAUUUUUACUUUACUAUUUCCAAAAAAUGCAGAAUGUAACACGUAACUGAGUCUGAUCAAAGAGUAUAUUUUUGUAGAAAUGAAUUACGUGAAUCAAAAUGCAAGUGGGUCAUUGGCAAAAAAUCUGCGAUUUGGGAUCGGGCGCCUUCGGCGUGGUAUCAAUGUGGAAAAAUGACGAAAACGGCGAUCAAAUCGCAAUAAAGAUGUGCAAAUUCUCCACGAACCAGAAUUUAACCGAAAAACAAAGAAUGAGAUGGCACAGCGAAGUGGAAAUGAUGAAAAUCAUCAAUCACCUGAACGUGAUCAAACACAAGCGUAUACCGGAGGAUCUCGAAGGGUUCUUAUUAAAAAACAACCCCACAGGUUUACCUAUUCUUUCUAUGGAGUACUGUCGUAAAGGGAACUUAAGGCACGUCCUGUUGAAGCCUCAAAACUUAUCUGGUCUGGAAGAUGAAGACGUACGAUUUGUUUUAGGAGACAUUUCCAGCGGUCUUCAGCACCUUCACAACCUCAAAAUAACCCACAGAGAUUUAAAACCCGACAACAUUGUUUUACAAUAUUGCUCCGAUAGAAAAAACGAAACUGUUUACAAGAUAAUCGAUCUUGGUUAUGCAAAAGAACUAGGAGAUUCCAUCGUGAGUUUUGUUGGUACUUUGCAUUAUUUAGCUCCGGAAAUAUUUGAAACACAAAAUUACAAUCACGGAGUGGAUUAUUGGUCGAUGGGGAUUCUGACUUUUGAAGUUAUUACUGGAAUUUUGCCAUUUUUAGAUGCAAACACUCCAUUUCAACGAUUCGAUAAAAUCAAAAUGAAAGGUCCGGAUGACAUAUUCAUAUACCACAACUAUUCAGGAAACGUAACAAAUUCUACUGAAAUGAAAAAAGAAAAUCUAAUUUCCUCGUGUUUGAAAAACUACAUAGAAAUUUGGCUAAGGCGCGUGUUGAAUUACGAUCCACAAAUGAGGUUACAGAAUUUCCCUGAAGAGACCAAAACGCUGGAUUACUUAACGAAAGCGUUACAAAAACAGAUUGUCAACGUUUUCUCUUUAUUCAAAUUAGAGAAGUACUCGUACGAAAUAACAGAGGGUACCCGAAUAGGCACCCUAAAAGAUUGGAUAUCAAGAGACAUUAAAGUUAACAAGACUGAUCUAAUCCUGCUUAUGACAAAAGAUAGUUUCGGGGCCUCCGAUAACGAUCUGUUACUAGAUGUAUUAAAAGGAACAGAUGUAUUUGUCACAGGCAAAUACUUUUUACCCGACAAGCUCACAUACAACUACCCGAAACUCAUCAAAGAAGUGAUGAAAUCGGCUGUAAAUUUCAAUACAAAUUUCGCCAAACCUCUGAAAUCGCAGCUUAUAUACUUUAUAACUGUGGAGAAAACUGCAGCUCUCCAUUUCCAGACCAGCUUCAACUUGUACUUGAACUAUCUUAAUCACGUUCUAGGUACAAUAAAACAUCACAAAACCUCCACGACAACGCAAAUCAAUCAAUUGGUGACGAAAAUAAGUUGCUACAAUAACAUAAAAAUAAACGCCGAGAUAGAUUUAAAAAGCGACAUCGAGUACAAAAAUUGCCUGAAAAACACUCAGAGACUCCUAAGCAGCUUUGAACGAAGCUUUAGCGACUUCUCAGCGUUCGAAAAGCAGAUCAAACAAGUCAGUAACCGUCUAAAAGUCCUCUCCAAAGUUACCGAGAAGAUCCAGAAGAUAAUUGAAAGCUACAAUUUAGAAGACGAAUACAAAACAGCUUUAAAACUUUUAGAACAAAGCAACACCAGAACGCAACAAUUUUACAUUAACGUAGCGAAAUUGAUAUCUUCCACCAUUCGACGUAAGGAGAGUGUAUUCAGAAACAAAGAGUUAUCGGCGUUCUUCAAAGUGAUCGGAAACGUAUUGACUCACUGCUUCGAUUUGAUUGAGUGGAUUCGAGAGUACAACAAGCAUAACGAGGAGCUGCUGCUCGCUUUCGAGGAAAAUAAACGGUUGCAUUUGAACCUGAUGUUUAAAGCCGCACAGAAAGAGACCAAAGCGAAGGGGACUAGGAGAAGCUCGAUGACCAAGAGUCUGGCAUUGGAACUGAUCGAUCUACCGGUGACUUAUUUGAUUCAACAGAACCAGGACUUGCGUUCCAGCCUGCAAGAGGUUUUGUCGUCUAUUGAUUGUUAUAGUGAUCAAGAUUUGCUCAAACCUGUUAACGAUUUUUAAUGAUACCUGUUGGAUUAGUAUCAAGCAGAUCAUUAUGCCCUUUAAGUAUGUUGUAAAUACUUUAUUGGGUUAUUUACAUUUUUAAUG